This is a messenger RNA of Diversispora eburnea, 348 nucleotides long. NCBI's taxonomy places the organism in Eukaryota, Fungi, Glomeromycota, Glomeromycetes, Diversisporales, Diversisporaceae. The record is from the annotation of a GenBank genome assembly.
AUGUCUUCAUCUACUGAAACACAUCAACGUACACCAGAAGAUACGGUUCUUGCUACCAAUCAUGAUGCGGAUUCCCCAAAUACUCGUGUUGUGGUAAUUGCUAUUGAUCAAUCAAACUAUAGUCACUUUGCAUUUGAUUGGGCUGUAAAGAACUUUUUGGGAAAAGAAUCAGAUUUGGUUGUAUUAAUAAAUGUUCGACCAACUCCAAUGAUCCCUGGUCCGUACGCUAUUGGUUCCAAUUAUAUUGGUUUCAAUGAAAUUGUUAUGAGUUUAGACGAUCAGCAAAGACAAGAGAGUCACAAUCUGUUACAAGAAUUCGUGUCAAAAUUAAAGGCUGAAAAACCAUAA